CCAAAGACUUUCCUCCCAAAAUUUCCCCAUCAAGAUAGAAAUGGACUUUGGCGAUCGAUCUGAGUGCCGUUCCGCCUGGGAAAGCUUCCGCCGGCCGUCGAUGCCGAUGGAUCACCCCGCCGCCGUCGCCUUCGCAGUCUUUUUCUCCGGCGGCACCGGUAUGCUGCAUUCGAGAUCUCCGGCGGUGAAAGCACCGCCGCUUGGUACACCGCGAGAUCCCGCCAGUUGGCCAUUCCCUCGCUCC
This is a messenger RNA of Linum tenue, 244 nucleotides long. Lineage: Eukaryota; Viridiplantae; Streptophyta; Magnoliopsida; Malpighiales; Linaceae. The record is from the annotation of a GenBank genome assembly.